CUCGUACAACCACUUACUUUACAAUUCUUGAUACUGACCCUGCUCAGCUGUAGCCAUGACGACCAUGCUGCUGAGAGCGCUAGGAGCACUGCUCUGCUCCUUGGUUGUCACCGCUGAGGUUCUGCCCCAAGGAGACUUCAAUCUGCAGGGGGUUGCAGGAAAGUGGUACCUGAUUGGAUUUGCUACUAAUGCCCAGUGGUUUGUCAGCCACAGGGCCGGCAUGAAGAUGGGCACCGCCAUGCUGACACCAACUGUUGAAGGAGACCUGGACAUGGCAUAUGCUAGCCUGAACACUGAUGGCUCCUGCUGGAGAAUGAACCACCUGGCUGAGAAGACAAACCUUCCUGGGAAAUUCAUCUUCAAGAGCCAGCGCUGGAAUAAUGAAAAUGACAUGCGUGUCGUUGAUGUUAAGUAUGAUGAGUACGCACUCAUUCACACCAUCAAGACCAAGGGAGGUGUUUCAACUGUGCUCAACAAACUGUAUGCCCGCGGGACAGACUUGAGCCCUGACCUGCUACAGAAGUUUAAGCAGUUCUCCCUGGACACUGGCAUUCUGCCUGAGAACAUUGCUAUCCUCCCCAAAAACGAUGAGUGUCCCGCUGCGUAAUUUCAUCAAUACUCAUCACUUCCAAAGCGUCCUCCCUUGAUCCUUCUGCAUGGCUUUGCUACUUGAUGGGUAGGCAGACACAUGGCAACUGUGGCAACCAGGAACCACCUUUAGCUGCAGUGACCCAUCUGGUUCUGCCUUAACCUGCAGCUACGCUACAUUACCCACUGAAGCCUAGUUUUCCACUUCCCCGAUUUGUUCCAAUAAUAAAAUGCUUUCCGGUGCUUUAUCAGUUUGUCAGGCAUCCUACUCUUAUAUAUGAAGGUAUUUAAUACCUCUGAUCCUAAGUAAUAUAAGCUGCUUUAGAAGUCUGAAUUGAUCACAUGUAUGCCCUAAUGUAAACCCAGCUGUGAAAGAAACCUUGGUGUACCAUCAUUCUAUGGAAAAUGUUAUCCUACUCCUUGCAGUUAUUAGUUGACAAUUACAUACAGUGCCGUCAGAAAGUAUUCACAACCAUUUACUCUUUCCACAUUUUGUUGUGUUACAGCCUGAAUUUAAAAUUGAUUAAAUUGAGAUUUUGUGUCAAUGGCCUGUGGUGGAUAAAGGUACCCAAUUGUCAUUCAGAUCAGAGGAAAUAGGGAUGACCUGGGAUGUUCUCUUGAUAAGUGUGUGAAUUGGACCAUUUUC
This is a messenger RNA of Salvelinus namaycush (lake trout), 1234 nucleotides long. RefSeq names its product lipocalin-like. The record is from RefSeq and is a predicted model, not a curated record. The transcript has 6 exons. Gene Ontology annotation, molecular function: small molecule binding. Bases 56 to 607 code for a protein of 183 amino acids. Lineage: Eukaryota; Metazoa; Chordata; Actinopteri; Salmoniformes; Salmonidae.